Messenger RNA from Plenodomus lingam JN3, 2253 nucleotides. NCBI's taxonomy places the organism in Eukaryota, Fungi, Ascomycota, Dothideomycetes, Pleosporales, Leptosphaeriaceae. The record is from RefSeq and is a predicted model, not a curated record.
AUGGCAGGCCAUGAUGAACCAGCGCUGUCCGCCCAGGCCAACCAGUACAUCCGUCAAGUACUGCACUCGACCGAGGCGCCACCACCUAUACCCGUUCGCUACUUUUAUACUUCGCCCCUUGCCAUCGACGACCCUCUCUCUCCGCUUCCGCCGCCACCGACGGGCGCCGCCACGAGCAAACGAGUGCCUCCACGGCCCUUCUCCCAAUACGAUAACAACGCGAUCAAUGAAUCAUGGCUGGCCCUGAGAAAGAAGAUUCUCAAGCACAACAAGGAGCUGGGCGAGAAGGACGGUGCAGGCCGAGGUACGCCUACCAACCCGGCAGUCGAGCGACUCAAGAGGAAGCGAGGUGGCAGCUCAUCGAGCGACGAAGGCUCUUCCCAAGGAAAGGAUAUCCCCUCCUUGGCAAGGUCGUCAAGUAGAGGCCAAUACUCCAAGUCUGCGGAUCUGUUGGAUAGGAAGAGGCCAGGGUCGAGUGGUGGCAGGCCCGGCCCGUCAGCAUUCGCCUCAUUUCGAGGCUUCGAAGCAGGCCAGAUAUCUCCGCUCGCACCCACCACGACCGGUACACCAUUCAUUCGAGCGCCAUCCCGUGGACAAGUGCCCAAGGCAUGGCAACCGGCCUCUGUCGAGGGGCGCCCUCGGCCGGGCAUGUCGGAGCAGGAUAGCUACAGCUGGGACGAUGACAUGGAGCCUGCUCUGUCUGGAAACAAGGACAAACAACCUGCGAGGAAAGCAGCAAGGACAAGACAGGGGCCAUGUGCAAAAGUGCCCGUGGGAGUGUCGAGGCUGCAUCAUGUUGUCAUGGACGCAGAGUCAAUACGCAUGGAGCCGAUAUACUGGUCUCCGCUCAGCGACGUGGCACAGAUUGUCAGAGGCACCUGGUUCUACAAGAACAGCAUGAUGCCUGUGGAGGUGGAGGUCGCGAAUAUGCUCGAGGCUGGCUAUCUGGAGAUGCGGCCGUGGACGCAGACUUGGAAGGACGAGCUGAAUAGCGCUGUGCAAGUCGGUGCGUUUGGCGAGAUGAAGAUUCUGCACACCCUUUGGCCGGAGAAGCGAGCGAGGCCGGAGAACCGAAAAUCGACUUUGCAGGACAUGCAAUCGACUGGCCUCGUUCAGAAUACGCUGCCGGAAGACGAUGAGGAUCCGGAGAAAGAACGGAAAGAAAUAGUGGAGAAUGCGUGCGACUUGAUAGAUAUUUCCACGGGCCCAGGAGGCCCGGAUCACAAGGCUGCGGGCGAUCUGGAAUAUGGCGCCGACGGUCGGAAACGCCUGUACCUCAAGGCUGGUGUCAUCUACGCUACGGAGACUGAGGCAUACAUUUUGAAGCCGGCAUUGCAGCCGUCGGACUACUACGGAAGACGGCCACUGGCAAACUAUAUUCGUAAAGGCCGGGCUAUCGGCGUCCAUGUUGUGCGUGGAUUUGAUCAAGCGACAUGGGAUCGGCUACAUCCGAGCAAGAAUACGGCCAAAGCACAGGCAGCCCGUGAAGGCGUCUCCUCUGCCCAAGCGGGAGCGCCCCAGUACAAAAGGCAGGAGUCUGAUCCAGAUCUUGCACAAUCAGAGCGGCCAAAGGUCACGGAUCUGGUGCUGGUCAUUCAUGGAAUUGGACAAAAGCUAUCGGAGCGCAUGGAGACGUUUCACUUUACGCAUGCAAUGAAUGCAUUCAGAAGGGAGAUGAAUGUCGAGCUUGGAACGCCAGAUGUCAAACGCCAUCUCCGAGAGGACAUGGGGGGUGUCAUGUGUCUGCCUGUCAACUGGCGCCAUCGUGUCUCUCUCGAGGUGGAUGCAACCGAAGUUGAAGAGCCCGAAGAUCCUUCGGCGAACAAAUACACGCUCAAAGACAUCACCCCCGACACCCUACCCUCUGUCCGGGGAAUCGUCAGCGACGUGAUGCUCGACAUACCCUACUACCUCUCCCCCGAGCAUAAUCCAAAGAUGAUUGCCGCCUGCAUCCAAGAAGCCAACCGAAUCUACCGCCUCUGGUGCGCCAACAAUCCCGGCUUCGCAGACUAUGGACGCGUGCACCUCAUCGCCCACUCGCUCGGCUCCGUAAUGGCGAUUGACAUUCUCAGCCAACAACCGACCUACGUGGACCGCCAAUUCAGCGACCCCUCCUUCCCCGAAGCCGACCUCCCAAAAGACAGCUUCAUCUUCAACACGACCCACCUCUUCGUCUGCGGCAGCCCCGCGCAGACUCGUACGCCACGCCCGGCGUCGCAGGCGACCAAGGCACCUAUGGCUGUAUCGCCGUAG